AUGGGUGUACGAGGGUUAACAACAUACUUACAAAGUGAUCCACGGAAUUUUGUUGAAUAUCAAUUACAUAAUACCACUGUUAUUAUUGAUGGAUUGAAUUUUUUAAACUUCUUAUAUUUCGAUUCUGGAUUAUAUGCACAAUUUAAUGGAGAAUAUUUAGCAUUCAGUGGAGUCAUUAGUCGCUUUAUCAAUUCAUUAAGGCGCUGUAAUAUAAACCCUAUUUUUGUCCUAGAUGGAUGUCAUGACCAUUACAAAUUGAAUACCCAAGUGAAACGUAAUCAUCAACGAAUGCAAACAUGUCGUCUAUUAUUAAAUCAUAUCAAAAAUCAUAAAUUAUCCCCUAUACAUUCUUUAUAUAAUAUUGAAUUACUUCCACCAUUAACAGUGAUUACAUUUAUUCAAGUCCUGAAUCAAUUAAAUGUAGAUUAUGUAACUUCUGAUAGUGAAGCUGAUCAAGAUGUUAUUAGUUUAGGUAUUUAUUUAAAAUGUCCUGUCAUUAGUAAUGAUUCGGAUUUUUAUAUUAGUAUACCUAAUCAUCAAGUCGGGAUCUGUUUCUUACCAUUAUCUUAUAUCUCAUUUGAACCAAUUAUAAAUACUAUCCAAUGUGAUCUAUGCCAAAAAUCUCAUAAAUCAUGUGCUUAUUUAAAAUGUCAAAAAUUUUUAAUUCAUGGACCAGGUUUAAAAAAUUUACCUACUAUUCAACGUUCAUUAUUAGCUAGUUUAUUAGGCAUUGAAUCUACGAUCACAUUACGUUAUCCUAAUCAAUUAAUUGGUUUAAAAAAAUUGAAUCAAUUAUUAUAUUAUAUUACAGAAUAUGAUCGUAAAGGUGCUUUUCAUAUAAAACAUCGUAAAGUAUACGUUGAACCAAUUCAAUUAUUAUCAUUUAAUGAUCAUGAAAUGAAUAAUAAUAAAGAUUGUCGUUUAUUAUUUCUUCAACAUUAUUUAAAUCUUGAUUAUAAUCUUAUGGAAUUAGAUAAUAAUAAUUGGUUAAUAUCUAUUGCAUUAAUUAAUGUAUUAACUUAUAAAAGUCGAUGUACACCUUAUCAUACUACUACUAAUUAUACUACUUAUAAUAUGGAUGAUAUCACUCAAUGUCCUAUCUCCCUUACAUUUGGUGCUAUUUGUAUAUGUACAUAUAUAUUAAUCAAACAUUAUCAUUAUUCUAAUCAUUUAUCCUAUUGUAAACCAUUAAAAAAACAUUUUUAUAAAUGUGCCCAGCAUUUGAUCAUCCAAUUCAAACAAUCAUCAAUGUAUCUAUAUAAAAUAAAGAAAACUAUUUAUAAUACAUUAGAUAUAUAUAAUAUACAUUAUUAUGGUCAAUUACAAAUUAUUUAUAUGACUUUAUUAACAUUAAUACAAUUAUUAGAUAGUUUAGUAAUAACAAAUAAUGAUGAAAACCAGAAAUCAAUGACAUGUUUAAAUUUUUUACCAAUUUAUAUGAUGUUUCCAAGUGGUUACCUAUUUCAUCAAAUUUAUUUUUGUAUAAAUUCAAUUCAAUCAAAUAACAAGAAUAAUAAUAAUAAGGGUAGUAAUAAUAAUAAUAAUAAUAGUAAUAACAAUGAUAAUAAUAAUAGUAAUGAUAAUGGCAAUAAUUAUAAUAAAAGUAAUAAUAAUCGCAAUGAUAGUAAUAAUGAUAAUAAUAAUAAUAGUAAUGGUAAAGAUAGUAGUAGUAAUAAUAGUAAUUAUAAUAGGAAUGAUAAUGAUAGUAACAAUAAUAGUAAUAAUAAUAACAAUAGUAAUAAUAAUGAAAAUAAUAAAAACAGUAAUGAUAAUAGUAGUAGUAAUAAUAAUAAUAAUGGUAACAAUAAUAAUAGUAAUGAUGAUAAUAGUGAUAAUAAUAAUGGUAAUAAUAAUAAUAGUAAUAAUAAUGAUGCUAACAAUAGUAAUAAUGAUAACAAUAAUAAUAAUGAUUAUAAUAAGAGUAAUCAUAAUAGUAAUAAUAAUGACAACAGUAGUAGUAAUAAUAAUGAUGAUAAUCCACGUUAUGAUUAUGUAUGUAAUGUAAUUAUUAAAACAUUAUUAAAUUAUCAAAAUUAUUCUAAACAUUAUUAUAAUGAUGCAAUUAAUUUAUUUAAUCAAUAUUUAAAAAUUAGUUCAAAUCAAUUAAAGAAUGUAUCUUAUCAAUAUCCAUUAAAACCGGUUUCUAUGAAACCCCCCUCUGAAAAUGUUAUUCAUAUUAAUAAUAAUAAUAAUGAUAAUAAGGAUAUCAAACAAGAUUCAUUACCCGUAGUAACAAAUAAAAAAACUAAUUCAAAUCAAUUAAAAAUGAAAAAUAAAAAAAAAUUGAAAAAAUUUUUAAAAAAAAAUUCAUCUCAACAACAAUUAUCCUAUCAUGAAAUAGAAGAGAAAGUUAAAAAAAUUAUGUUAGAAAAUGAUUUAUUCGAUUAAAGGUAUGUUAUUUUAAAAGGUAUAAAUUGAAAUCUAUUUUUGUGUAAACAUUUUUUUAAAAAAAAGUUUUGAAAGAAAAAGAAAACAAUAUAUGGUAUUUAUGAAAGAAUUUUUUAGUGUUCUAUAUUCAUCAGAUUGAUAUUGGAUAUUGGUGAGACAAGCUAAUCAAAAGCGUUUAAGGGAUUUGAAGGGUACGGCACCAAUUUCAGUACCUGAUGUUCAUGUAUGAUCGAUUCACAGAGAAUUUUAGAGUAGACUGCCCCCAAAUACCCUGGUAAGGUCGAAAGUGUGGAGAGUCCGCUCUUUUUCUCGAAAUGCUCUCAAAUGGCCACGCGUAUAUAGCCUCUG
Messenger RNA from Schistosoma rodhaini, 2736 nucleotides. NCBI's taxonomy places the organism in Eukaryota, Metazoa, Platyhelminthes, Trematoda, Strigeidida, Schistosomatidae. The record is from the annotation of a GenBank genome assembly.